This is a messenger RNA of Plasmodium cynomolgi strain B, 2187 nucleotides long. RefSeq names its product selenocysteine-specific elongation factor selB homologue. The transcript has 2 exons. Gene Ontology annotation, molecular function: translation elongation factor activity; GTPase activity; GTP binding. The coding region runs from base 1 to 2187 and encodes 728 amino acids. The record is from RefSeq and is a predicted model, not a curated record. Gene Ontology annotation, biological process: selenocysteine incorporation. Lineage: Eukaryota; Apicomplexa; Aconoidasida; Haemosporida; Plasmodiidae.
AUGAUAAACGUAAACGUGGGCGUGCUGGGGCAUGUGGACUCGGGGAAAACGAGUCUGUGUAGGUGCCUGAGUGAAGUACUUAGCACGUGCGCCCUGGACAAACACAGGCAGAGUCAGGAGAAAGGAAUCACCAUCGAUUUGGGUUUCUCCUCCUUUUACUUGAAGAGGAGGCGAAGAAAGAGAAGCGAAACGGGCAAGCAAGCAGGUCAGAUCAGGAGUGGAGAGGUUGGAAGUGAGCAGAGCGGGAGUGGAGAGGUCGGAAGUGGGCAGAUCAGGAGUGACCAAAUUUUCGAUGGCGAGGUGGCCACCGGGGAGGGGCGCGCUGCCCCACGGGACUGCUCCCCCCCCGAGGAAGAAACGCUGCAAGUUUGUCUAGUGGACUGCCCGGGGCACCACUCCCUCCUCAACUGUAUAAUAAUGGGAGCAGAAAUAACGGACAUGGUCCUGCUCCUGAUAGAUAUCACGAAAGGAAUUCAAAAGCAAACCGUGGAGUGCCUUGUCCUAUGCGAGGUCCUCCAAAGAGAUGUCGUAAUUGUUUUGAAUAAAGUUGAUCUAGUCCCUCCUGAACAGAGAGAAAAAAGGUUCAACCUAAUGAAGGAAAAAAUUGAUUUGGUUUUUAGGAGUAAGGUCGGUUUGAGGAACCUCAGAUGGUACGUCGUGGGGAGGUCAUCAGAGUGCCGGCGCGGGGGGGAAAAAAAAGCACGCGGGGGGGAGGGCCAAGUGGAAGGAAAAGGAAGCCAUAACGAGGAUGCGGAUGAGGGUGAGGGCGAUGAGGAUGACGAUGAUGGAGGAGAUGACGAUGAGGGAGGCGAUGACGAUGACGGAGGGGAUGACGAUGACGGAGGCGAUGACGGAGACCGGGUGAACCACCGAGACGAGUUCUACUUCCUCUACGAUCACUCCUUCGACGUUAGGGGGAAAGGGAGAGUGUACACGGGGACAGUGAUCCGAGGGACUAUCAAAAGGAACACCGUUGUCUCCAUAUUGCCAUUGAAGGAAAAGGGAAAAGUUAAAGAAAUUCAGAGUUUUAAACAGAGAGUCGAAGAAGGGACUAAGGGGAGUAGAUUGUCUCUCCUAAUCUCAAACGAUCAUAUACGAAAUGCUGGGAAGAAAAUCGAGAGAGGUGUUAUCGUUUCGGGAGUAUCAAACAUCCCUCACUUUUCCAUUUUUAUUUGUCGAGUGAAGUUGGUUCAGUACUACGGGAGGAGUGUCAACAAUGCCGAGUUACUCUCCUGUGUCAUUGGCUUUGCUACCUCCCCUUGCUAUGGGUUCUUUUUUCGUCCUGUUAAGAGACCCACUAGGAGGGGGGGCAUGCCGUCCCACCAGGAAAAAAUACAUCCUGUGCAGUCUCUGCGCACGAAGAAGAAUAAAAAAGGCUUCGACCCUGAGGGAGACUACCUCUUAGUUAAGCAGCUAACAUUCGAAAAAGGAAAGGAAGAGAAGAAGCCACCAGGGGGGGGGCUCAUCUCGGGGGGGAGGCCCCACUCAGGGGAGAACCAUGCAAAGGACAGAGAAAAUAAAAACCUCCCCAGUGAUGAAGGCGACGAUGCCGACCGCGGGGACCACCACGAUGACCCCAGUGAUGACCACAGUGAAGACCACCGAGAUGACCACCGCGGGGACCCCCCCGAUGACCGCCACAGGGACACCUUCUUCCUAGUCCUCCUUAAGAAAAAAAUCCACGGGUACAAAAAGGAGAAAUGCAUUUUUAUAAAAAAUGAGGACAACUUAAACUGCAGGAUUUGUCUCCAUGGAACGAUUGAGGAGAUAAUUGACGAUGGGUAUCCUUUAGAGAAGGGUCCCUUCAUCGUAGGAAAGAAACCCACUCUUAGUGACUUCCCCCGUUUUAGUAACUUCAAACUACUGACUGCAAAGCAGAAGGUGGGGCAAAUCGAACGUGUACAGGAUAACCAUACGGUGCUUUGUAGGAAUAUGUUUCAGUGCUCUAGUGAAGUCACUCCUUACGUGAAAAAGGAGAUAUGCCUAGUUGAUGCAAACUACGUCAAUGAUCUAAGUGAUAUACACGUCAGACACGUCGGUGUUAUAACAGCUCCGUUUGCAAAAAAUGGGAAAUUCUUCGCCCGCUUUGAGGACGACCUUUCCUUUGUGAGGGAAAACUGCAAAUCGUUUCUCCUCGUGAUCAAGUACUACAAGGACGCGCUCACAAAGAGGAAGGUAUUUCUAUGA